Molecule: messenger RNA, 600 nt
Organism: Heterocephalus glaber (naked mole-rat)
Lineage: Eukaryota; Metazoa; Chordata; Mammalia; Rodentia; Bathyergidae
Product: neutrophil gelatinase-associated lipocalin-like
Molecular function (GO): small molecule binding
Source: RefSeq, a predicted model, not a curated record
AUGGCCCUGGGUCUCCUGUGGCUGGGCCUCAUCCUGCUGGGGGCCCUGCAGACCCAAGCCCAGGACAUACCUUCAUUCUGGAUCCCAGUGCCACCUUUGAGCCAGAUCCCCCUGCAGCCAGACUUCCAGGAUGACCGGUUCCAGGGGCACUGGUAUCCCAUAGGCUGGGCACAGAACACAAUUUGGAAUGAAAGCCUAAGCCAAGGACUCAAGUUAAACUCCACCUAUGAGCUGAAAGAUGACCACAGCUACAAUGUCAAUGCCACCUGGUUCAGUGACAAGGGCUGUUAUCACAAGAGCAGCACUAUAGUCCCAAGUGAACAACCUGGACAGUUCACCCUGGGCAAUCUGGCAGGUUUUGAAGGAUUACAGCACUACACCAUGAGAGUGGUAGCCACCGACUACAAUCAGUUUGCCAUGGUGUUCUACAAGUUGAUUUUCAACAACACGGAGUACUUUGAACUCAUUCUCUAUGGGAGGGCCAAGGAGUUGAGCCCUGAAGUGGAGGACCACUUCUUCAACUUUGCCAGAUCUCUGGGUCUCUCUGAUGACUACAUCUUCUUCAUUGAGCACAUGGAGAAUCAGUGCAUCGAUGACUGA